AUGGCCGAAUACUGGAAAUCAGCGCCUCGCUACUGGUGCAAACAAUGCAAGAUCUUCAUCCGCGACACGCCAUUCGAGAAGACCCAGCAUGAAGCAAGUCCCAAACAUCAAGGCAGUCUCAAGCGCUUCCUCCGGGAUAUCCACCGCAAUAAUGAACAGCAACAGCGUGAAUCGCAGCGAGCAAAGAGCGAAGUCGAGCGACUUCGUCAAGCUGUCGGGGGAGGCCCCGCGAAAGAGGAUGCGACCGGCCCUGCGCCUUGGAAGAAGCAGGCCGCGUCGGUGUCCGAUUCCGCCGCUCGACCGGUCAGCCUGGAGGAGAGAAAAAAGCAAAUGGCUCAACUGGCAGAAAUGGGUAUCGCGAUUCCUGACGAAUACCGUGGGGAGAUGGCCCUCGCUGGGGAAUGGCAAACUAUGUCGGAGACGAAACUCGACGAGCAGGAGAGUGGUGUCAAAUCUAUCGGCGUCCGUAAGCGCAAGCUUGAAGGGGACGAUGAGGAGAAUGGAGCCGAGGAUGGGGCUCAGAAUGAAUCCGGGCGACUGGUGAGCAAGGGGUGGGGAUCCCGAAUGAGGUCUUAUCCUGGAGCACAGAAUAAUGAGGAUGAGGAUCUGGAUGCUUUACUUGCCUCCACCAAGGGGCCGAAGAAAACCAAGGCUGCAGAUGCCAGCGCAGGCUUCGAUGCUGGACAAGACAACCAACCCGGGGAGGCAACCCUCAAUACAGUGGACGAGAAAGCCACGGUUGAGCCCAAGGCAGAAGAUACUGACAGCCCUGCCCAAGUCAAGACAGAAGUACCUGAGAAGCCGACAGUUUCUCUUGCCGAGGAGAAACCCGUUGAAGAACUGGCUGGCCCUAUUUUCAAGAAGCGCAAGGCCAAAAUCCUGAGGAAAUAA
Molecule: messenger RNA, 891 nt
Organism: Penicillium oxalicum
Lineage: Eukaryota; Fungi; Ascomycota; Eurotiomycetes; Eurotiales; Aspergillaceae
Product: putative formin binding protein
Exons: 2
Coding region: 1-891 (296 amino acids)
Biological process (GO): mRNA splicing, via spliceosome
Cellular component (GO): precatalytic spliceosome
Molecular function (GO): RNA binding; zinc ion binding
Source: RefSeq, a predicted model, not a curated record